ACUAAAAAACAUUGAACUCAGGGAGAUAGAGAGUAGAAUGAUAGUUACCAGAGGCUAGAAGGAUAGUGGGGAAGGGAGAGAAAGACAAGAUGGUUAAUGGGUGCAAAAAUCCAGUUAGAUGAAAGGAACAAUAUAUACAGUGCUCAGUAGCACAAUUGAGUGACUAUAAACUAUUAAAUUAUGUGGAAUUGCCUCCAUUUGAUCAUAUUUUACAUGAAAAAAACAUCAAUUUUAUAUGGUCCAAUUUAAUACCUAGCUUAUGAAUUGUAUAAGGUAAGGUUACAUACCUGAGAAGCUGAUUAACAUUGGCUAUGCAAUCUUAUCCAUUAGAGAACAUGGUACUCAAGGUCUGAGAACUCCUGAAAGAAAGAAAAAGAAAGUAUAUCAAACUACAAAAUGGAAAAUGCAAAAUCAAAAUUAAUAAACAUUUAAUUAAACAUCAAUAUGUAUCAUGUUAACUUUAUUGUUAAUAUUAAUGAACAUUUCACAAAUUUAUAAAUAAAUUAUGUAACUUUUUCACACUUAGCAGAAAUUAUCAAGAAUGCAUUUGAUUAAUAGGAGAUAACACCAACUAAAUUGCCUACAUGCAAAUAAUUUCAAAAGCAACAUUUUAAAAACAAUUUUCAAGAUUGUUUUUAAAUAGCAAAGAAAAAGAUUACUGGAUGUGGAAUGCAUUUUAAUGUUAGGUAUGAUAUGGAGAUCAUGUUAAUAAACGGGCCCUGGCCCUUAAGAGUCUUAUAUUUGCCCUGGGAGCUCAAGAAAAGGGCUGGCCCCUGCCCUUCAAAACACUGUGUGAAUUAGAAGAUUUGUCAUCUGUGUAUAAAUACUGAACUCUGUUCUUGAACAAUCCACUAUUGAGAGUGUGAGUUUUUGAUGGAGAGCAUCUGGCUCAAGACUGUUAUUAGAUUAACACCUGAGAAUUCCUUCCACCCUUGGGAAGUACGAAUGUCAAACAAUAAAAGAGCUGAGCCUUGACCAGACCCUCUAGGGUUAGCUUAAUGAUUUAUCAGAGUCCUUUCUAGGGUAAUGAAUAGCAGGAAUAGUUCACACUUGAUGGAGAGUCCGCCAACAUCUUGCCACAGGUGGUAUAUCUGAGGAUAGAGCUUCUCCAGCAGGGAGCACCAUUGAGACACCAGAAACUGCUCAACAGUAAUCAAUACAGAGCAGAGUCUCCAGGCCUAAACUAAAGGAGAAUCUCUAGAAACUGGGAGAGAUGAGGACCUACCAGGCCUAGUAUGGGUCAGCAUGGACUGUUGUUUGGAGAAAGUGAUGUAGCUUAGUCCACCCAGAUGGAGUACAUUAUAGGUGGCCCCUACCCCACAUGCUGUCUGAGGGAGUGCACCACCAAAUUCAAGGAAAGGGGCAAGUGGAGACAACAUCCUUAUGCAGCCCAGGCCAGUAAGUUGAAUGAUUAUACUAAAUCACUAUCAAAAGAAGUUAGAGAAGUGGGAUGUGUAUUUAUGUUCACUAGAGCCUGAUGGAUACAGGAAGUUCGGAGUCUUGUUACAUUGUUACAUUUUUCCCUUUUUAUACUCAAAAUUCAGGUCACUUAUUCAUUCUACUGAUCACAGAGUAGAAAGUCAACAUACACCUAUUGUCUAAUGUUCAAAGUGUGAGACAGCAUUCUCUCCCUGGCUUUACACAAUUGUCUCUCCUGCAAGGCCUUUUGAUUGUGUAGUGGAACCCAACAAUAGCAUCUCCUAAAUUAGUCUCCCAAUAGUUACUUAUGGAAAAAGUCCAAAAUGGUAGAUGACAUGGUCUGGCUCUGUGUUGCCACCCAAACAUCAUCUCAAAUUGUAAUCCCCAUGUGUUGAGGGAGGGACCUGGUGGGAUGUGAUUGGAUCAUAGGGGCAGUUCCCCUAUGCUGUCCUUGUGAUAGAUGAGUCAAUUCUCAUGAGAGCUGAUCAAAGGCUAGCUCUGUAUUUUUCCUUAAUAAAACAAUUUUUACAUACACACACUUAAUUCACAGAACAGUCAAAUAUCUGUCUUGUGACAGAUAUUUGGCCCCUAGCCUUUGUUCUUCCACCUCUACUUCAUGUCCAUUACCUACCAUCAUGCUAAGAGCAGCAAAUGGCCCACUAAAAAAGGGAGAGAGAAAGAAUGAAAGAAAGAAAGAAAAGAGAGAGGGGGAGGGAAGGAAGGAGGGAAAGGAAGGAAAGAAGGAAGGAAGGAGAGAAAGAAUGAACAAAAGAAAGAAAAAAGAAUAAAAGGAGGAAAAUGAAAAAUAGAUCCACGUUUCAUGUGGGACUUUAAUUUUAUUCAUUAAAGAGCAAAUUAUCAUUAACAAAAUGGCAAAAGCAAUAAGCAACCCCAUGAGAGUGUGUGUCAGUUAAAUCUUGUCUUUGAGACCCAUUGAAGCAAAAAGAUUAUGACUUAGAUUCUGCUUCUGUGAAACAUAUGCAAGGACAAAAGAGGUGAGAAGUCCUGAGAAGAAAACAGCAGAACCCAACAGACCCACAGAGCUCAUGCAUCCUCCAAAACACAAAGAGAGGGUAUGAUACAAAACAUGGACAAAAUUACAAAAAACAAAAAGCAAGGUAAUAUAUUACCUAGAAGUUUUCUAUAAGUGUUAUUCUUUGUCUCUUUGCUCUCCAAGUUAAUUGGUUUGAUAAAAGCUCUUUCUGUGAAGUCUAGAUUAAAUUUUUCACUGUCCUAUUUUAGCAGAUUAUUUUUAGAGUAGUAAACAUUCACCUGGAAUUGGGUUUAAAUUGUAAAGACAAAUGCUCCCUUCUUUUCUUGAGUUUCAAUACCCAUUUUUAGAACAUUCUCAUUCCAUUAGAAUGUGGUGGGAACUCUCCUUUUAGCCAAAAGUAAGUUGAUUAAUAAGCUAUUUCUUUCAGAGCACUGAUAUUCUGAAAGAGUUAAGACCCCCUUUCAUUAAAAGUAGAAAGUACAGGAGUGAAAAAGUUCACUUUGUUUUUCAAACAAAAAGUGAAAGAGAAAUAACCCAAAUCAAGGAAGUGCCCACUUCCUCCUGCAUAGCCUCCUUAGGCAUGCGUGUUCUUAUUCUGCUUUUUCCUGCUACUUCCCAUUUGCUAGUUCAUAUCUAGCCAAACAGGGAGACUGAAUUUCCUUGAAUUUUUAUGAAUCUACUUGUGAGUUUGCUUUAAUUUCAUGAUCAAAGAGCAGCAUUGUAAUGACCAUCUCUUAGUGUUUGGCAACAUUUUAGCCAAAGGCUCUCUUAUAGUUUCCCAUAAAUGAUGGGUUUCAAGGAAGGUUGUACACAUGCAAAACUGGUGUAUAAAAUGUACAUCGCUUUCAUCAGAUUCUGAAAGGAACUCAUGAGCCCAAAAAAAAGUGUUUAAAAGUAGCUGACCUAAGAUCUUAGAGUGAGAAAAGGAAGUAUGAAAAUUAAUUCUCAUUGGAGCAGUUCCCAAUUCGUUGGGGAGCCAAACCUAAUACACACAAUACAAUUAGAGAAACAUAAAAGGCAAACACAUUAAGAGCUUGGUUUUGUAAUGUAGCCUCCAGGCUUCCAGAGAAAGUGGGGCAUCAGUGAGCUGGCAGCAGAGAAGCCUUCUUGGAAAAGGUGAGAUUCAACAUCACUCUGUUCUAUCUCAGGGGUCUUAGCCAGGCACAUUACUGUUGGGCACAUAGAGUAGAUGACUAUUUGUUUCUUCUCGAAAAUGUUAGACAUUUAGGUUAUAAAAAUUAAAAUGUAUCGGAGGAGUUUAUAACUAUGUCUAACCUUCUGUGCUAACAAUUAACCAUGCUUCUUUUAAAGCCUAAUACCUGUAAUCCAGCACUUUGGGAGGCCAAGGUGGGUAAAUCAUGAUUUCAAGACCAGCCUGGCCAAGAUGAUAAAACCCUGUCUCUACUAAAAAUACAAAAAUUAGGCAGGUGUGGUGGCACGUGCCUAUAGUCUCAGCUACUCGGGAGGCUGAGUCAAGAGAAUUGCUUGAACCCAGUGGGCAGAGGUUGCCGUGAGCUGAGAUGACACCACUACACUCCAGCCUGGGGGACAGAGCAAGACUCUCAAAAAAAAAAAAGCCUAAUAGAUAAAACACUGACAAUGCUUUUCAGUAAUAAUCAUCAAUAUUACUCAGAUUUUAUUAGUGCUCUCUCCUUUAUCUACUUGCAAGCUGACUUUUAAAAAAGUUGGUUUUCCCUAGCCACCCCAUGCUUCUAGACCUCACAGUCUCCAUCUAGCCACUGCCUUCAGUGAGUACUGAAGGGGCAGACUCAUUGAUUGCAUGAUUGCCUGAACAAAAAUUGUUUUUCAGAAUAAAAACUUAUGAAAAGAGAGUAUAUGCUCAAGUAUUUAAAGACUUAUAAUCACUUUUGCAUUGUCUAAGUUACUUCUCCCUUCUACUAGCAGGAAUAAUUGCAGUGCCCACACCCACACUGCGAAAACAUAGGUUUAUCAUUUUUAGAUGGUAUCACUAUGCUGUCUGUCAUCUUUGUUGCAUUUCCUGUUUCAUCUUCCUGCUCAGGAACUUACAUACUGAGGUUUGGCUUCACAGGAGAUAUACUCACAUAUGCGAUGUUUGACAUAUGUUUUUAAAGUAACAUGAUUAUGCUUUAAAAACUAAAUAUGAAAAUAUAGUUGUGGACUACAAGUUGUAGUUGGGAGCUUCAACUCAACUUUUUUUUUCUUAUGGCAAAAGCAAUAAGCAACCCCAUGAGAGUGGGGUUGAAAAUAAUACUUUUCUUACAUAUGUGUGUUUGAAAGACCACUAUAUUUAUUUCAAUAACAGCUAAAAAUUACCUUAAUCUGCAUUUGGAAAUAAGCCCAAAUUGAAAUGGAAUUCAGAUGAAUGAAUUGAAAUUCAAAAUUCUCCUAACCAGAGACUUACCCAACAAAUUACACCGUUAACUAAAUAAUUGCUGGAUUCCUGUUUAUCAUGUAAUUUGUGUCCAACUUACUGGCAUAGAGGGCAAAUCAUAGAAUGACAAAGAUUAAGCAAUUCUUAUGUAGCACAUAGGAAAAAUAUGUUGAUUAACUUAGUGCUAAACAGUGUCAGGGUGUCAGGAUUAUUUCUACCCAUAAGGCUGGCCUGGGGAUCUGUUCACUAUCUUGCUAGUAUGAGUCACCUGCUCCUUCUUUGAGGCAAAGGCUCUCAAACUUGCACGUACAUUGGAAUCACCUGGGGAGCUUUGAAAUACACCAGUGCCUGGGUUUCAGUCCCAGAGAUUUUCAUAUAAUAACCUGGGAUGAGGCCUGGGAGCUGAGACUAUGAAAACACCCCAGGUGAUUUUAAUGUGCAGCCAGGUUGCGAACCGUUGCUUUAGAGUGGUCCUCUUUACCCUAAGCUGUAUCUGCACUGUGAUGAUCUCUAUUCCAACAGACAGUAGAUUAGAGGCUUUCUAGUGAAGGUAAAGAAUGCCUUCAUUUCGAAGCAUUCUAGAAAAUGUGUUAUACCAGAAAAGAUGCCUGGCUCCUAUACAUCAGUCUUGCUUUGAUCUUCCUCCUCUAUUUAUUCAUUAAGCUUCUAUUAUGUGUAAGAUACUGUGCAAUUUCAGAAUCCUGACCAUCCACCCAGAUUCUGACCAUGCCUCAAACCCCUCUUUAUAAUAUGUAAAGUUUUCAGGACAGUAUCAGUUUCUACCUCUGGAAUUCAACCUCUGCCCUGGCUUUUUGCCUGUCAUAUGAAUCUGCAUUUCUGAUUACAUCUUAAUUUUGAAAAUAUUUUUAUUUUAAAGAAAAAAUAACAGAUAACAUCUUUUUUGAAAAGCUAUUUUGUAUGGAUGUAGGAGUAAUUAGUGUUUGAUCACCAUCAAGUAUAGAAAUUUGGUGACCUUACACUAAAUAAGCACUGUAAUACUUAAAACAAGAUCUAGAAAUUUGCAACCACCAAAAAAGGAAUCCUGCCUUUCCUUUGCCACAGAAAACAAAGAUGACCUACCACCCCUGAACUACUUUAGUAGGAGGCUAUAUAUCAGAAUGUGUUUAGAGAGGUACAUGGAUGAUUGGAAAGUCUGACUAAUUGAGAUCAAAUCCCUUGCCCUUAAUGUCUGAUGCUAACAAAUGUUAACCCCCAAAUUAGCACAUGAACCUAGAUUGAGCUGUACUUUUUUUUUUAUGGAAAUGAAUGACAUUCUAUGAAAAGCUUAUGAGUGUUUCCAUCAUUUAAAUGGUAAUAUGAAUUUAAAUACAAUUGGAGUUCUUCAUUAAAAUUAUCGUGAUACUUUUGUUCUUUUUAAUAAUGAUUAUGGUUAUGUUUUUACACAAGUGCUAUAUACCCAAGAUAGAAAACUUGAAAAACUCCAAAAAGUAUGAAAAAGGAAUUAUUUGUAAUAAUAUAUCCACUCAAUUCAAACGCUAUUAAUUUUGGUGUGAGUCCUUCAUAGAUAGAGAGAUGGAGAGACAGACAUGCAUGCACAUAUAUACACAUGUUUAUUCAAAAAUACAUAAGUUAUAAAAAACAGAUCAAUAAUGUCUAACAAAAUUUAAUAUCUAGGCACUUCUAAAAAUUUCAUAUCAAUUUUUCAGACUUGAGAGCUACACCUAUACCUGUUUCUGUAUUAUUGAAAAAUAAUAACAUGAUAAACCUGGCCAGCUAUACAAAUGCUCUAAGGGUUGGGAUAACAUGCAAAUAUAGCCUCACAUAUCAAUGUGUGAAAGCUAGAUAGACCACACAGCUCAGAAAAGGAAGUACACUCUGCAUAGCUAACUUGCACAUUCACUAUCCAAGCCACAACAUCUUCGAGGUCAUUGUGUGUCAGACGCAUCAACUCUUUUCAAUCAAAAUGGAUGGAAAAGCAGAUGUGAAGUCCCUCAUGGCGAAAUUUAACACAGCGGGCAACCCAACAGAGGAGGUCUCAGUCAAUAGCCGACCCUUCAGAGUCACAGGGCCAAACUCAUCUUCAGGAAUACAAGCAAGAAAGAACUUAUUCAACAACCAAGGAAAUGCCAGCCCUCCUGCAGGACCCAGCAACGUACCUAAGUUUGGGUCCCCAAAGCCACCUGUGGCAGUCAAACCUUCUUCUGAGGAAAAGCCUGACAAGGAACCUAAGCCCCCGUUUCUAAAGCCCACUGGAGCGGGCCCAAGAUUUGGAACACCAGCCAACUUGACCACCAGAGACCCCGAGGUGAAAGUGGGAUUUCUGAAACCUGUAGGCCCCAAGCCUAUCAACUUGCCCAAAGAAGAUUCCAAACCUGCAUUUUCCUGGCCUCCUGGGAACAAGCCAUUACUUCACAGUGUAAACCAAGACCAUGACCUAAAGCCACCAGGCCCGAAAACUGGGCCUACUCCUCCAACCCCGGACAGUGAGCAGAAGCAAGUGUUCCCCAAAUUGGCUGGGGUUAAAGGGAAAUUUAUGUCAGCAUCACCAGAUCUUGAACCCAAGCCUCUCUUCCCCAAACCUUCCUUUGGCCAGAAGCCACCUCUAAGCACCGACGACUCUCAUGAAGACGAAAACCCCGCAAAGAAUGUGUCUCCAUCAAAAGGGUCCCCAGCUCCCCUGGGAGUCAGGUCUAAAAGCGGCCCUUUAAAACCAACAAGGGAAGACGCAGAAAAUAAAGACCACGCAGGAGAGAUUUCAAGUUCGCCCUUCCCUGGAGUGGUUUUGAAACCUGCUGCGAGCAGAGGAGCCCCAGGCCUCUCCAGAAAUGGUGAAGAAAAAAAGGAAGAUAGGAAGAUAGAUGCUGCUAAGAACAUCUUCCUGAGCAAAAUCAAUCAGGAAGAGUCGGCCUCAGGGGCUCCUCCUGCCAGGUUCCCUAAGGCCCCUUCUAAGCUGACAGUGGGGGGGCCAUGGGGCCAAAGUCAGGAAAAGGAAAAGGGAGACAAGAAUUCGGCCACCCCAAAGCAGAAGCCAUUGCCUCCCUUGUUUACCUUGGGUCCACCUCCACCAAAACCCAACAGACCACCAAAUGUUGACCUGACGAAAUUCCACAAAACCUCUUCUGGAAACAGCACUAGCAGAAACCAGACGCCUUAUUCAACAACUUCCCCGCCACCACCUCCACCAGCCCAUCCGGCCAGCCAACCACCAUUGCCAGCAUCUCACCCAACACAACCACCAGCCCCAAGCCUACCUCCCAGAAACAUUAAACCUCCAUUUGACCUAAAAAGUCCUGUCAAUGAAGAUAAUCAAGAUGGUGUCAUGCACUCUGAUGGUGCUGGAAAUCUUGAUGAGGAACAAGAUAGUGAAGGAGAAACAUAUGAAGACAUAGAAGCAUCCAAAGAAAGAGAAAAGAAAAGAGAAAAGGAGGAAAAGAAGAGAUUAGAGCUGGAGAAAAAGGAACAGAAAGAGAAAGAAAAGAAAGAACAAGAAAUAAAGAAGAAAUUUAAACUAACAGGCCCUAUUCAAGUCAUCCAUCUUGCAAAAGCUUGUUGUGAUGUCAAAGGAGGAAAGAAUGAACUGAGCUUCAAGCAAGGAGAGCAAAUUGAAAUCAUACGCAUCACAGACAACCCAGAAGGAAAAUGGCUGGGCAGAACAGCAAGAGGUUCAUAUGGCUAUAUUAAAACAACUGCUGUAGAGAUUGACUAUGAUUCUUUGAAACUGAAAAAAAACUCUCUUGGUGCUCUUUCAAGACCUACUGAAGAUGACCAAGAAGUAUACGAUGAUGUUGCAGAGCAGGAUGAUGUUAGCAGCCACAGUCAGAGUGGAAGUGGAGGGAUAUUCCCUCCACCACCAGAUGAUGACAUUUAUGAUGGCAUUGAAGAGGAAGAUGCUGAUGAUGGCUCCAUGCUACAGAUUCAAGAGAAGAGUAACACGUGGUCCUGGGGGAUUUUGAAGAUGUUAAAGGGAAAAGAUGACAAAAAGAAAAGUAUACGAGAGAAACCUAAAGUCUCUGAGUCAGACAAUAAUGAAGGUUCAUCUUUCCCUGCUCCUCCUAAACAAUUGGACAUGGCAGACGAAGUUUACGAUGAUGUGGAUACCUCUGAUUUCCCUGUUCCAUCAGCAGAGAUGAGUCAAGGACCUAAUAUUGGAAAAGCUAAGACAGAAGAAAAGGACCUUAAGAAGCUAAAAAAGCUGGAAAAAGAAGAAAAAGACUUCAGGAAAAAAUUUAAAUAUGAUGGUGAAAUUAGAGUUCUAUAUUCAACUAAAGUUGCAUCUUCCAUAACUUCUAAAAAGUGGGGAACCAGAGAUCUACAGGUAAAGCCUGGUGACUCUCUAGAAGUUAUACAAAACACAGAUGAUACAAAAGUUCUCUGCAGAAAUGAAGAAGGGAAAUAUGGCUAUGUCCUUCGGAGUUAUCUCGUGGACAAUGAUGGAGAGAUCUAUGAUGAUAUUGCUGAUGGUUGUAUAUAUGACAAUGACUAGCACUCAACUUUGGUCAUUCUGCCGUGUUCAGUAGGUGCCAAUAUGAAGUCUGAAUUUUAAUUGGCAUGUUAUUGGGUAUCAAGAAAAUUGAUGCACAAAACCACUUAUUAUCAUUUGUUAUGAAAUCCCAAUUAUCUUUACAAAGUUCUAAAAUUUUAAGCACAGAAAAUGAUCUUUCUGCUUAAUUGCUAUCUCAGAAGACUACAUUAGUGAGAUGUAAGAAUUAUUAAAUAUCCCAUUUCUUCUUUGGCUACAAUUAUGAAGAAUUUGAAGAUACUUAUUUUAGAAGAUCAAUAAGUAAUCCCCCUUCAAAAAAUAAAAA
Callithrix jacchus (white-tufted-ear marmoset) is the source of this 9532-nucleotide messenger RNA. RefSeq names its product FYN binding protein 1 (gene FYB1). Gene Ontology annotation, molecular function: protein binding; lipid binding. Lineage: Eukaryota; Metazoa; Chordata; Mammalia; Primates; Cebidae. The record is from RefSeq and is a predicted model, not a curated record. Gene Ontology annotation, biological process: T cell receptor signaling pathway; protein localization to plasma membrane; integrin-mediated signaling pathway. Gene Ontology annotation, cellular component: plasma membrane.